UUUGCAUCCUUGUUUGAGUGUUUGAAUAGCCUGGCAAAGGCUCGGAAACAGCAAUAUAAAUGGAAAAGGGCAAUCAAGAUGUAUCGUCAGGGGCAUCUAGACUUCAGCGAAACAUGAAAGAGAGAAUCAGAAGAAAAAAUAUGAAAGAUCUUCUUUCCGAGCUCGCUUUUGUAACUCCUUUACAAUCCUCUAAGGUUUCAGUGACUGAGUUGUUGGAGCACGCCACCAAUCAUAUAAAGCAAUUGCAAGAAGGUGUCGAGGAGCGAAGGCGGCAAAGAGCAUUACUACUGAAAGAGAGUAUUGCUGAUGAAAAAAAAAAGCCAAGCGGGUCAAGAUUACCUUCACUCAACAUAAAAUGUUCAGAUUCAAGUUUGGAAAUAAAUUUGAUUUGUGGGUUGGAGGAGAACUUCAUGUUGCAUGACAUUAUCAGUAUUCUUCAGGAAGAAGGAGCCGAAGUCAUAAGUUCUACUCAGUAUAAUGCUGGCGAUAGAAUCUUAUACACCAUUAAGUCUCAGGCUAUCAGUCCGAGGAUUGGUGUAGAAACUACAAGAAUUCGUCUGAGAAUAAAGGAUCUGUGUUUCUAAUAUCUAGCCUGGAGUUAUGCAACACAGAAACGUAUACAAGGUGAACCCUGCGGCUCCUUGGUGUCAGGGAAAUUUCGAAACUUUAGUUGUUUUAUAAUCUAAAUAAUUAGUUCUAAAUGAUGUAGCUAGGCGAGUCUUGAUAAAUUGAACUGGGUUUAACUUAGAAUAUAUGUAUGUUGUGAGUUUGCUGUUGAAA
This is a messenger RNA of Mangifera indica (mango), 780 nucleotides long. Its product is annotated as transcription factor bHLH167-like. Gene Ontology annotation, biological process: regulation of transcription by RNA polymerase II. The transcript has 3 exons. Gene Ontology annotation, molecular function: RNA polymerase II transcription regulatory region sequence-specific DNA binding; protein dimerization activity; DNA-binding transcription factor activity, RNA polymerase II-specific. Lineage: Eukaryota; Viridiplantae; Streptophyta; Magnoliopsida; Sapindales; Anacardiaceae. The record is from RefSeq and is a predicted model, not a curated record. Bases 60 to 584 code for a protein of 174 amino acids. Gene Ontology annotation, cellular component: RNA polymerase II transcription regulator complex.